CAGCUCCCAGAAAAAGGACUUGCCCGAACUUGCAGCUUUCACUUUUUGUGUGUUGUUCAGCUUCAUCUCUUGUUGGGAUCACCACACUGGCUAUGGCUGCUCCCCAGGACUUCCAAACAUUUGUCUUCCUUGAUAUUGAAACAACUGGCUUGCCUCAAGACCAGCCUCGUGUGGCUGAACUGUGUCUCUUUGCUGUGCACCGCCAUUCUUUGCUGCUCUCUCCACCAGACAAUACACUGACCCCACUGGAGCAGCUGCCUCGUGUCAUAGACAAGCUCACCCUCUGCAUUGAUCCCCAGAAGCCCUUCACCUCCAGAGCAGAGGAGAUCAAUGGGCUGAGCAACCAGAAACUGGAAGAGAACUGCAAACUAGAACUCAACAGUGCUGUGGUGGAAGCCCUACAUGGGUUCCUGAACCGGCAAGCUGGCCCAAUCUGCUUGGUUGCCCACAAUGGCCUGCGGUUUGAUUUCCCCCUGCUGCGUACAGAGUUUCAGCAAGUGGGCACCAAGUUAUUUGCAGACAUGGGCUGCCUUGACACACUGCCAGCCUUGAGGGAGUUGGUUGAAGACACAAAUGGAUGCUACAAGCUGGGAUAUCUGUACCAUCACUUUUAUGGGCAGGAACCCAUCUGUGCCCACUCAGCCGAAGGGGAUGUGAUCACUCUUGUCCUGGUGUUUCUGGCUAAAGCCCCUGAGCUGAUGUCAUGGGCAGACCGUAAUGCCUGUCGCUGGGAGAAGAUUCAGCCUAUGUACCAGCUCAACAUAGACAGGGACUGUUAUUGACGGGAGUAAGUAGCAGGAAAUAAUAUUUUAAAGAAGAAAACCCAAAUGGCACACUGCUACCACCCAUCACAUAUACUCUACCAAAAUCAAACCUAGAAGGAACUAAGAUCACUACAAAUCAUGUUGAAGAGUUGUCCAGAGUUUCUUGGCAGCUGAUGAAGGAGCUUGUGCUUUAGAGGCCAGGAAAUACAGUAGUUGCAGUAGCCCUAUUUAGGUCUCUGGUCCAAGUGUGUUUGAAGAUACAAAAUGUUUAGAGAAUCAAAAGGCAUGGGUGCUGACUCUACUCACAGUGUCCUUGCAUGUGUUUGCUCCACUUGGCUAUCUUCAAACAUCUAAAGGGUGCAGUAUGAGCACCUUCAGCUGAUUGUACCUAGAAGCCUUUCAUGGUCAACCCAAAAUAUUUUGCUGUCAGAGGCAAAUGGUGCCCCAUCUGCUCUAUAGUCCAAUUGCAUAUACUAAAAAGCCAAAUGAAUUAUUUGGGCACCUGGGCAGAAGAUCCCAUAAGUACCUGGCAGUCACAUACAAUCAUAACAGAGCAACUAUCAAUUUUAAAUUAAAUUGGCAGGGCAAUUUGUCUCUUCUGUUGUUUUAUUCUGUGAAGUACUAUGUGCAUGGAUGGAAUUAUGCAAGAUGCUGCUGCUGCUGCUGAUGAUAUGUUUCCCUUUCCUAGUACCCAAAAUCUGUUACCUGAGGUGGCUGCCUCUCUUUGCCUAAUGUCUUCUUGUGUGAUAGAGAACCUUGAUAAUUCCACUUGGAGAUGCUUCUACACAUCUUCAGGAGAACAUAUAUAGAGUGUCGUUUCACAUCUUCAUGCCCAAUUUAGGAUGGGUUUGAGGAAUCCCAGACACACACACUUUGUGACCUCAGUGUUCAAGCUGAAUGCCUAAAUAUGGAUAAUGUUGGAUUUGGAUAUGUGAGAUCCUCAUUCAGAUGUUAGCCCUAGAGCUCAUGGGACUUUAAAAAUAAUGGUCAUCAAAAUAUUAUCAUAGUUUCAGCUGCUUUGAAAGCACACCUCAGUAGAUAUAAUUGGAAUAACUUUUGCAACUGUUCUGAAGUAAUUGCAGCAUUCCAACUCUUUGUUGAAACACACUCAGUGUAUAUUUGUGGGAUUUGGGUGUUGUUAAAUAGAUCAGUGGUGCUGAAAAUUAUCUUGGAUUUCUGAGAAAAAUAUCCACGUGACCCUCUAAAAGUUUGUUUCUUGAACACUUGGCUUAAGAGAACAUUCACUGCAGGUUUUCUUACUCCUGGUGCACCUCUUCUCUUGCAAGGGGUCAGGCUGAACAGUUGAAGUAUUUUGAAUGAGGCCACCUGGCUUAGAAAUGCUACAGCCUUAUUCUGUUUCUAGCUGUAGCAAGGAAAGUGGAAGAGGGGUUUUCAUACAUUCUGCUAUGGUACCUGUUUAUAGUCUUCUUCCAAAAUCCAUCAUGCUGCAAGGUCUUUCUCACAUCUGGUCAGGUAUCAGGAGUUUGCAUAUUGUGGCCUUAUAACUGGCUUAGUAAAGGAUUUACACUAGGGCUGCAUCUGCACUGCAGAAUUAAUGCAGUUUGAGACUGCUUUACCUGCUAUGGCUGAAUGCUGUGGAAUUCUAGGAUUUGUAAUUUUGUGAGAUAUUUAGCUUUCUCUGUCAGAAAGCUUUGCUGCCAUAACAAACUACAAAUCCCAGGAUUCCAUAGCAUUGAGACACGGCAGGUAAAGUAGAAUCAAGCUUCACUAUUUCUGCAAAGCAGAUGCAGGGUAGUAUGGAUUUUGGAAAAUUCCUUAAGGCUGCCUUUGUUGUUCUUAGUCACAAUCUGUCAUUUCUUUUGGAAUUGUCAGCAUGAUAGUCAAUAAUAAUUUGAGCAGUGGUCAGUAACAACCAAUAUCUAUUUAUAAUAAUAAUUAUUAUCAAUGAUUUUUAUUACUAUUCUGUAGAGCAGUCAAUAAUUAUUAAUCAACAAUAUAUUUGAAAUAUUUAAGUAGCUGUGCUUUUAUCAUAAUUAAUUAUUUUUAGUCAUUAGAUUAUAGUAAUAGGCUUCAAGGAAUCCAGUGUGGUGUAGUGGUUUGGGCAUUGGACUGCAACUUUGAUUCAGGUCUGAAUCCCUGCUGAGCCAUGGAAACCCACUGGGCAACCUUUAUUCAGAAUGAUCAGUAGCAUGAAUAGAUCUUUAGGAAAUAUUGGAUAAUUACCCAGUGUAUAUCCCACUGGGCAACCUUGGGUAAGUCACAUUCUCUCAGCCUCAGAGGAAGGCAAGGGUAAAUCCCCUCUGAACAAAUCUUGCCAAGAAAAACCCAUGAUAGGUUCACCUUACGGUCACCAUUAGUAUGAAAUGACUUGAAGGAACUCAACUACAAAGUAGAUUUCAAAAGAAAGAAAGUAGUAGUUGAAUUACCUGUGGUUGUAAUUCAGCUACUUACUACUUGAGGGGGAAAUUUAACCAUCUGUAGUAAAUUGCUGUGCAUUGCUGCCACUCAGCUGGUCUAAUCUAUGGAUUAAAUGUAAUAAAGAUAAAUCUAAUGCUAUAAUUAUCAGUCAUGCUUUCCAUUCAUUUCCCUUGAUCGUUUUAAGGCGUUUGCUUCAGUCACGUUGCUGGAGCCAAGGAGGAGUCCUAAGUUGUGUAUUGUCUGGAUGGGAAACUACGUGGUAAUUUUGUGUGUAGUGCUCUGAAAACAAAGAAAAUUGAACAACCACCAUUUAUCCAAGGUUGGUUGAGCAGAAUAUGUCUCAUUUUUAGAUAAUACAUGCCUUUCUGUUAUAUUUCUCUUUUCUGAAACCGAGAGACAGUUUGUGUUAAAUUUGUAUAAGAGUCUUUGUAGAGAACUCCAUAUUGAAAUACAGAUGUGUGACCAACUUCUUGUCUUUCUAUAUUUAAAAAAAUAAAAUCUGAGGAUUCAAGUUAUUCCUAUUCUUCACAGGUGACCUAUAGAUGCUGAAUGACUUCUUGCUUAGCAUGACUAGUUCCAGUAAUAUAUAAUUUGGCUGUCUCAUCAGGAAUAAUUAUAUGGCAUAUUAUUAGUAAAAAGCAGCCAUUGAUUUAAGUAAGCUGUUUGAUUAAAACAUUCAGCGCAUGCCAAAUUGCAUCUGAAUUGCCCUAAUGGAGUCUUUCUCCUGAUGCAAAUAAUUAGCCCUUUGACAGUAUUAUUUCACAGUACCCCAUACCAAAAAAUCCUGUCAGUUCAGUCUAUUAUUAGCUCCAUGUUUCAAAUUGGGAAUGAGGCUGGGUUGAGUUGUUUGCUAUAUACUGUUUUGUAAGUUUAUGCAGGUUGAAACUCCCUUAUUCGAAAUGUUGGGAUGAGACGUGUUUUGAAUUUUGGAAUUAUUAUUAUUAUUAUUAUUAUUAUUAUUAUUAUUAUUAUUUUGGAAUCUUUGCAUUUGCAUAUACAUAAAUAAUGGGAAAUCCUGGAGAGAGAACCCAAAUCUAAAGAUAAAAUUCAUAUAUGUUUUGUAUACACAUCAUACCCGUCCCCUGAAGGCAAUUUUAUAUAAUAUUUUAAAUAAUUUUGUGCAUGAAACAAAGUUAGCGUACAUGAAACUAUCAGAAAGCAAAAGUGUCUCUAUUUUAGCCACCCAUGAAAAAAGUUGUGGUUUUUGGAAUAUUUUAGCUUUUGGACUCCCGGAUAAAGAAGACUUGUAACUGAGGGGUUACAGCAGUGAUGAGACUGUAAGUCUGGUGAACAGUAUGUCAGCUGUUAUUUUACACAUAUGCAAAUGUGUACAUGCUAAAUAUAUUGAUUAAAUUAAAACUAAUAAAGUUAGUUAACCUUACAGCCUUACAAGAAGAACCAUAUACUUCAGUUGCCAUAGUGCAGACUGGAGUGAGUUAUGCCCAUGAAGAGCAACUUGAAUAGCAGGCUCCCCUUCACUGGGUGGUCGCUUACUUGUGGAUGAUAGAAUCAUAGAGUUGGAAGAGACCCAAAUAGCCAUCUAGUCCAACCCUCUGCCAUGCAGGAACACACAAUCAAAGCAUCCCUGACAGAUGGCCAUCCAGCCUCUGUUUAAAAACUUCUGAAGAAGAUAUGUUUUCCACUUUAAAUAGCUCUUGCCACAGUAGAUUCUUCCUAAUGUCUCUUUUCCUAUAGCUUGAAUCCAUUGCUCUGUGUCUAGUCUCAGGAGCAGCAGAAAACAAGCUUGCUCCGCCUUUAAUAUGAUAUCCUAUCAAACAUUUCAACAUGGGUAUCAUUUCACCUCUUAACCUUUUCUUCUCCAGGUUAAACAUACCCAGCUCCCUAAGCCACUUCUCAUAGGGCAUGGUUUCCAGAUCUUUUCCCACUUUGGUUGCCCUCCUCUGGACAUGUUCGAACUUGUCAGUAUUAUUCUUGAAUUGUGACAUCCCAAACUGGGCACAGUAUUCCAGGUGAUGUCUGACUAGUAUGGUACAAUUACUGUAUAUUCUCAUGUAUAAGUCUAGAAGAUUUAGUCAAAAAAUUGAUCCCAAAAUCCGGAUCGACUUAUCCAUGGGCCAGUUUAAGUACUAUAGUUUAACUCUUAUCUUUAGGGUGGGACAAACAGUUAUCCAUACUGGAAUUUUGUAAGUUCUUUGGCAUUGUUUUCCUUGGCUUUGUCCUUUAUAACCUUUAUUACAUGCCCCCAGGUUUUACCUUCAACUUAUCCACGGGUCAUAUCAAAACCCAUAAUUUUGACCCCAAAACCUGCCCUUAUACAUGAGAUUGACUAAAAAUUGAGUCUAUAUGGUAUUUCCUUUGAUCUAAAAAUUAUCUCCAUCUGAGAGAUGUACAGUUUUCCCAAUUCUCAUUUUUAGAUGGGCUUUGUGCGCUUAUCUGUUUUCAAUUCCUUUUAGAAAAUAUGUUUUUAACCAUUGUGUGGAUGACUGUGGGUCACUGAUGGUCUUCUACUGGUUUUAAGGGCUUCAUUAAUCUUGGUGAUUGUGUCCUUUAAAUUAUGACCUUUUAUUAUUGUGUUUUAUAGUUUGUGUAAUAAAAGCUGCCUUGGGAGGUUAUCUUUAUCCUUGAAAAGUGGUAACAGAUAUUUUAAAAUGCAUGUGUCUUGUGGUGUGUGUUUUUUUAAGCCUGUGAAUCUGAGCUGAACAUUAGAGUUCUGUGAAUGUUAUCUGUGAACAUUAUUAUACAGAGAUUGACUUUUCUGAGGCUUGUAAAAGUUUGUAAAAGCUUUUUACUGGCUCGCUAUAUGUGAAUGGUUUCGAAUGGCACCUGAUUGCCAACUGUGCAUUUUGUAACAAAUGAAUUGGGCAAUAUGGCUGCUGGAUAUGGCAGAUGUUUCCUGAUUGUUCAUGCUGUGAUUCAGUGGAUCUGUUCACUUUUGUGUACUUGAUUUCAUCAGACUGUAGCAGAGAAAGGGAGGGAGAGGCUUGUAAAAUCUAGAAACAUCCCCACUUGUCCACACUCUGAAUUGUUCCCAUUCCAUUUGGUUAUUAGAAGAGCUGCUGUGUAACUGUGUGAAACUGUACUAUGUAAACAAGAAUAAAAUGCUUUAAAUGAUUAUUAAAGGUGCAAGCCCAACAAAGAACACGGAGGAACAAGGGAUUGGGUGCUUGCUGCACCUAUGGACAUUUGGCCAUGGCUAGGCUAUCUGAGUUUCUCCCAGAAAGACUCUCAGCUUCUCCAAGAAAGAUCCACAGACAUCUGUGUGUGAACAGAAUAGGGAACUGUCUUUAGCUAUAUGUGUCAGGGAAAUUUUUAUUCAUCUUGGCUGAAAUUAUGUAGACUAUUCUGCAACUUGCAACUUCUAUUAAGUAUGCCUGAAGGGCGGUGCCCUUCAUGUCAGAAAUAUUAUUUUGCUAUUGUAGAUCUCUUGCUUAUAAUAAAGCUUCCUUUAAAGACUC
This is a messenger RNA of Sceloporus undulatus (fence lizard), 6559 nucleotides long. Its product is annotated as three prime repair exonuclease 2-like. Lineage: Eukaryota; Metazoa; Chordata; Lepidosauria; Squamata; Phrynosomatidae. Gene Ontology annotation, biological process: DNA catabolic process. Gene Ontology annotation, molecular function: 3'-5'-DNA exonuclease activity; nucleic acid binding. The coding region runs from base 93 to 782 and encodes 229 amino acids. The transcript is spliced from 2 exons. Gene Ontology annotation, cellular component: cytoplasm. The record is from RefSeq and is a predicted model, not a curated record.